AUGCCCUCCCUCCACGAAGAAUCAGGCUUGAGAUUUCUUUUUUACUCUUCCGACCUAGAUGAACCUCCUCAUGUUCAUGUCGAUAAAGAAGGUGGCACUCUAAAAAUAAUUGAUAUGAAUUUAAGAAAACAGGUAAAAUUAAGAAGUAAUCCAGUAAUUAUGUCUAAGGAGGAAGUUUUUGCUUCCGCAGUCCCAGAAGCCUAUCCUCUAAUAAUGAAAGUAGAAGUCUCUAAGGAAGAGAUUACUGCCUUUUUAGAGGAUGGUCGUAAAGUCAGUAUCCCUACUGAUUGA
Racocetra persica is the source of this 291-nucleotide messenger RNA. The record is from the annotation of a GenBank genome assembly. NCBI's taxonomy places the organism in Eukaryota, Fungi, Glomeromycota, Glomeromycetes, Diversisporales, Gigasporaceae.